CUCACCGCCCGCCUUUUCAGAGGACACAUUUGUCUUAUUUCCCGUUCUAAAUUUUGCUAUUACGACUGUGUUAAAGAAUUUCUAAUCACGCGAAUAUAUAAGCAUGUGAGUUGGGGGGAAUCCCUCUUGCAGUUGUUCCGGUCAAGGCUUCGCAGACAGCAGGUACCAUCAAGGUAUUAUUAUGGCAAAAUCUUUGUCUUUUUUUUCGGAUUCGAUUCUGUUGAGUUUGCUAAAUUUUCUCAUGUGAAGAUGUUCGCUUCCUAGUGCCAACUUACGGAUCUGAAAGAAGCCCGAGUCAUGUCAGGUUCACCGAAAACAGGUAGGACGAAAAAAACAACGUGAUUUUCUGUCUAGUUCAGCUUUCUUUGUGGCAACAGCUGUAAAAAUAACAUUGCUUUAAUGUGCCAUCACAAUGCAAGUAAGUGAGACAUCCAACCUCAUGUAGCUUUUGAAUAAGCUUUACAAGCUUGUUUAAGCUUACAUGAUGACAAAGUUUAUGACACGCUGAUCAUGAUUGCCAUGUUACACUUCGCUUUUCAUAACAGAUGCAAAGUUUGCUGGUCUAUUUUUCUUCGUAGCGUGUCGAGGCACAAAAUGACAGUUUGUUAUACUAAUUUGAUGUGUUUCCCUUCAAUAACAACACAACAGGAAGUUUGUCUAGAAAUCUCAGCUUACUUUAAUUGGUUAAAAUGGAAGAUAAUAUCUAACCUACAUUUUAAUGCAAUCCAUCUUGAUUUAACUUAUUUUGAUGAACGGUCAAGCUAAAAUUAUGAGCAAUGCGAGCUUUACAUAUGAAUUUCUUUCUCAGAUUUUGCGUGAUGCCUUGUAUGACAACUUAAAUUGUCAACUGUAUACUAUUUUUCUAUAAUUUGAGGAAGUUAUAACCAAAGCUACCUGCAAACUGUGGUGUUUUUUCUGGACUUACGUUACAUUGUUGUCCAAAAAUUAACGUGUUAAAUUAACAUAUCAAAACCAGGUUUUAAAAACCUUUUAUCUCCAAUUUGCAUUCAGCGUGACAGACAUUGUCCAAAUCAUCAUUGAUUAACUGACCACUUAAUUUGAGGAGCUAGGAAUUUUUUCAUGGCUCUUACACACUGAUUAAUUCUUCCACAAUAUUAAUAAAAUGAAAGGUAGCCAGCAAGCAUGCUCUCCGUUUGGGGAUGUCACAAGAAGUCACAUGCAACUGACAUGUGAAUGGAAGGAGGUGUGAGAAAGAGAGUCAGGGAAAGAAUGGAGUGCUUGCAACAAUUUAUUUUUGAACAUUUUUCAUUUCCACCCAGAACUACAAAGCAGAAUAAAUUUUGUCAGUAACAAGAAAUGUUACAGCCUUCUGCCUUUACCUUCAUUAACCCAUCCCCCUGGGAAUUUUGCCAAAAAAAACAUUUUGAAGCUAGUCAGGCGGUUUUCUGGUCACUAUCAUGCUAUAAAGAGCUAAAACUUACCAUAAAACCAUUUACAGGCCAUACACUUCGCAGCCUUUUGAUCCAGAUGCAAAAUACUAGCUUUCAAAGUUUGGGCAUGUGCAGAAAGCAAAAUUUGGAGACAGGUUUUGGGUUUUAAAGGGACGUAUACAAAACAUGGAACCCCCCUCCAUGGACCACCCCUGUGGACCUAGUCCAUGGACCCCUUUGUUGACCCAGUCGUUGGACUUCCCCUGUGGACCACCUCUAAUUUUUGAAGAUGAAUGAACCAGAGGUCUAAAGAAAUUUUAAGAACCUUAAAUGGACAAAACUGUGGUCAGCAUUUAUUAUCAGGGUUUGGGCUCCUCAUAUUUAACACCUGUUCAAAUCUUUUUCAAUCCCAUACCAAUGCAAUGGGUUUGUUUUAGUUUGAUGAAGGAGUAACCAUAUUUGAAGGGAACAGGAGGUAUGAUAGGGAGGAAGUGGUCAUCUAGCAGCACUUUUGUUUGUCUUCGCGUUGUGUGAAAAUUGAAACAACAACGGCUUCAUAUGAAACUACGGAGGAAGCUUGAUGUCUAUGUGUUUGUAAUGACAACAAUCUUGAGUUGCAUGAAUGGCAAUUUACUUGAACCAACCUGUAAGUGUCUGCAAACUUGUAAGGUGUCUGACCAACCACAUUGAUUCAUGAGCAGGAUUCAAUACGUUUGCCAACCAAUAAACAUUGCCAAGGGCUAUGAGGGAAGGGAAGUCUCGGGUAGGUACUCAAUCAUCAUCAUUACCUCUUCCUCUCUACACAGCCAUUGUUGUUUCGUCGCAACACGACGACACAAAAGCUGCGUAACUGAAUUCUUCCUCCCUACUUCUCCUCAUGUCCCCUUCAAAUAGCAGGCCCAAAGGGAGGGGGGUGCGCUCAACCACCCCCCCCCCCUCCACAGGUCCCAGAGGUCCAAUUUUUCGUUGACCAACGAUUUAAAACAAAGUGAUUUGAUAAUAUUUUUCAAAUCUUAGUCACUUGAAUUUAACUCUGAAAGAGUUAACAAGCCUCACGGUUCCCAAAAAACGUGUUUUCAACUUUAUGUAAAUGCAUUGAAAAGGGGGGUUUGGUAUGCCUACAAGGCAUUUACUGCUUGCUAAUAUGUUGCUUACUCCUUCAUUUUGUCCUUAAGGAAUAAAGUGUGUAUUGAAGGAUUUGUAGUGCAGAUUGAGAAAACAUUUUCUUGCCUCUUUUUUUUUUUUUUACUAGGAGGUCCUUAUAAUACAAAUUGAUACAAUUUCAAAAUUCAUUUAGACCUUUGGUAAAAUUUCAUUCAAAAAUUAAGGGUGGUCCAUGGGGGUUAGUCCAUGGACCGGGUCCACAAUGAAGUCCAUGGACCAGGUCCACAGAGGUGGUCCAUGUAGGUGGGAGGGGGGGUCCUUUUUUGUAAACGUCCAUUUCAAAGUGACACAGCAGUCUUGACUUUUACUUUUUGCUUUCUCUCUUCCCCUCUGUUUUCACUUUUCUUGCCUUAGUUUUUUUUUGUUUUGCUAGGCAUUUAGUAGUCUUCAUUUUGGGGGGAAAAGAUUUUAGGAAAGGUUUUACGAUCCUAGUUGGAUCUUUUCCCCAAGCUUUGUGAGGUUCUGCAAGAUUCAUAUUUCUAUAUUAUUAAUGAGCCAAUAUUUACUAGUACUCACCUUUGUGGAAGGGAGGGGAGGAGCAAAAUUAAUUACUUGAGCUGUAAAUUUCACUGUGGCCCCGAGAGAUCUCUUGGAUAAUAUAAUUUGGUGAUGGAGAUUGCUAGUCAGAAAUUUCACCUCGCCUAAAUUACAUUAAGCCCCACUUACAGUGUGACUACUGUGAUGGGGGCCAUCUAGCCAAAGUUGACCAAUCGGAUCAUGGGAAAAUAACAAAACAUCUGAGAAAAAUGGUUGUCAAGCCUAGUUACCACAAACCAAGAUAAACAAUAUGGAUUUGUUGGUCAACUUUGUCUGUGUUGUUGCACUGUAACAGAAAGUGAUAUCUACACAUACAUUGAGUAAGGACUUUAAGCUUGUGGCACAGAUAAGACUUGGAAUUGACUAAGUUUUUUUCCAGGAAAGAAGCAGAAGAAGCACAAAGGUCCAAAACUUGAUUUUUCAAAGGGCCAUCCAUCACCUACCUCCUCACCAUCGUAAGUGCUAGCACCUAUAGUUUACUGAAAGAGUUCAUGUUCACAUUGGAAUUGUUGCUCAUAAAAAAUCUACUGUUAUAGCGGAGAAAUAUGUUGAAAUAUGAAGAUGAAGUUGUAUCCCAUUCUAAUUGUUUUGCUUUUGUUGUGUCAGUUAUAGUUUUUACGUCCAGCGUGAUAAGUGUCUCCUUCAAGAGCUUCAACUAAAUUUUCUUUACUCUUUUUCAGGACCACUCCACCAAGGAAUCUUUCAGACAAAGCCACACUUACUGUUGAUGGAAAGGUUUGUACUGUACUAAAAAGGCAAUAGCACAAUAACUUAUUUUUUUCCAAGAUUUCACAGAAACAAAACUGCAGUUAUGAAGUACUGUCACUGACACACAAAAUGGCCUUGACUGACAAGAAAAAACAAGUGCUGUCAAAACAUAAUCAAUAGUUUUUGAGCAAUUUUUGUUGAGUAACAGUGAAUAGCUUUUGCCCAGUAUUUUCAAGUGUUCAGGUGGAGGCCUAUUAAAUGCUAAAGAGCAGACAACUGAAUAAAUUAUUCAACUGUCAGUUGAUUAUAGGUUCCAUGAUUUUGCGAUACAUGUUACAGGUCAAAAUAAAAUUAAUUCAGGUUAAAAUUUUUUUAACCUAGCUAGGUUGAUUCUCAAUUUUCUUUGUCUCCUAGCCCUGAUUCAUGAAUAAUAGGAGACAAAAGGAAUUGAGAAUCGACCUGGGAUAAAAAAAUUUUAAUCUGAAUUUUAUUUUGACCUGUUACAUACAUGUGCUCAGUUGAACCUCCGUAAGCAACAACUCAAAACUUAAUGGUCACCUACAGGAGUUGCUUGCUCAUAAGAAUCAAUCCAAAGGAAGUCUUCUGAAAAUUGUGGAGGUCUUGACACAUCUUUGAAAAAAAAUAUGUUGCCCGAUAUUUAAGUGAUAUUAAAAAAAAAUGUGUUACUUCCUGCCUUGUACCCAGACGUCUCUCUCUUGAUGAAAAUGUGCGUGCAAAGGAAGGCGGGAAGGAGACAACGGGCUUCGCCUGCCAUCUGUACCCUUCCAAUGGUCCCUUGUGGUUCACUCCCAGUCAUUCGCCUCUACCUUGCGAAAAACGAAGCGCCUAAGGAGGAGGCUGGUGUUAGUUCCAUGUUGCCACUACAGGGCUUCUGAUAUUUCGCGGAAAAAAGAACAAAAUUUUGCGGGAUUUUCAGGGGCAAAUUCGCGGAAAAAUUGGCCGAUUUCGCGGGAUUUUCGCGGAAACAAGUCAAAUUUUGAAGGAUUUUCAGGGGCAAAUUGUUAGAAAAAUCAGCCAAUCUCACGGGAAAUUUCGGGGGGAAACUUCGCCAGGAAACAAUCGGUAAAAAACAGCCGAUUUCGUUGGAUUUUUUUGGGCAAAUUUCGCUAAAAUCGAUCAAUUUUGCGUCGAUAUGACCAGCGUUGUUUAACGUUUUUUUAACAGGGAUAAUCAUUUGCUCUUUCAACGACAGUUCGCUCGAGAAAUGAGCAAAUGCUAAAUCUAUUAACAUUAUGGUUAGUGCCCAGUUUUUUUGCAAUGUUCAUCUAAGAACGCCUGGUAGUUUUGGGACGUUCAAAUGAGCAACGUCACUGUUUCAAAGUUCUAUUUAAACCUGCAAACCCCACUUAUUUUGUCCAGAUUAUCGGUUCUAUUCAUAAUUUAUACAAAACGGCUGUACAUUUUGGAAAUAUUUCUGGCGGAUUUUGCGGUAUUUCGCGUUUUUUGGGGAAUUUCGCGGGAUUUCGCGAAAAUACCUGAAUUUUGCGGGUCCGCGACCGCGCAAAAUAUCAGAAGCCCUGCCACUAGGAGUUCUUUGUAUAGCAUAAACUUAUUAUUAUUAUAAGCCGCCCAUUUAUAGGCCCAUCUACCUGAAAGCAAAAAAAUACAUCAGGCUGUAAGCCCCCCUCCCUCCAAAUAUAAGGCCCCCUCUAGCUUGUCUUAAAAUGAAUUCAAUGAUCUACUUUCAUAUAAUAUUCUUCAUCCCACAGUUCACAAAUAUGAUUUUCAUAUCUUAAUGAAUCUGACUUUGUAUGACGUUUUGAAGCUUUAUAAAGGGAUAAAAUUCAACAAGUAUUUUGGUCAGCUAUGAGCUUGUUUUGAAAAUUAGUCCGGUUAUUAGCCCCCCAAAAUAUAAGAUCUCAUAAAACCCCUUAUGAAGUUGUAUAAGCGCUUGUCUUAUAAUCAGAAUGUUAUGGUAUUGUGAGUAACAUAAACAUGCACAAAGUGUACUUAGAGAUCAGAAAAUGUGUCAAACGAUUAAAAACAUUGGAAAAUUAUAAAAUUUUCAUCCCAUUGCGCUUGCUUACAAGAGGUUCCAACAGCAGGGCUUUGACUGGGAAAAUUUUGGUGUAGUUUUGCAUCUGUGGUCACUUAUGGGAGGUGGUUGCUUAUGAGGGGUGGUUGCUAAGUAAUACGAGGGAUAGUCCUCAUACAUAUGCACAGAGGUUCAACUCAGUUUUCUCCCUAGAUGGGGCACGUGGCUUAACCCUUUAAGCCCCAAUAUCCACAUACAAAUUCUCCAAACUGAUCUUUAUACAUUUUCUUAAAGAAUAAGUUUAGAGAAUUUGAUGAAAAUAUCAAAGCAUUUUCUCUUAGGUGAUCAAUUUAUUAAUUCUCAUAACCAAAUCUCUUGACAAUCAAUGGAUAUGGUUAGGAGAAAAUUGAUGUUGGACACCAUUGGGACUUAGAGCGGUUUUCACUUGACUGUCGUAAAACCAAAACCAAAGUAAAUACACUAGCCAACCAAAGGGCGUAGUAAAACCAAAACCAAACCAAUUCCUCAAUUACUUUCGAAAGUCAAGUGAAAACCACUCUAAAGGGUUAAUUCACUUGAAAAUCAUUCCCACCUGGCUUAAAAAUCAAAGAGUUGACCCAAUAGAUCAAACCUUAUGUUGACGUUGAAUUUAUUUUUUAAAGUGAUUUAAUGUUGGAUGAAUAUGCUCAAACCUUUGAUGCAUUCAUUUUGCUGAACAGCAGCCAUGCAUCUUGAAAUUGUCCUACAAACACAAGGGCCCUUUGAGGAGCUUACAUGGAUUACUGAACAAAAUUCCUGCACUGUUAAUGCGCAAAACGAAAAACGAGGAGCUUCUCAAAGGGGUCUUCUGGGAGAAAUGAUCAUAUUGGUUACCGCCUUGCUGUGUUUGGUUGCACAUUGUUCACCGUCUGUACAAAAAUUUUAUUAUUCAGGUUACAUAUACAACAGGCUUCGUACAAACACUUUUGAAAAUUACAGUAAGAAUAGCCCCUGGCCUCCUUAAAAUCCUAGGGAGAACACUGCUACAUUAAUUUUGUUACCUGCAGUAUAAGGCUGCUAUACCAGGAAUGUAAAUGACCUCUAAUGUCCUGUGCACUUGUCUCCAGGAAUUUGAGUGCAAUGCUGAAGAUUUGAAAGAGUUAAAAGAGCUUGGCCAUGGAGCAUAUGGAUUUGUUUACAAGAUGAUUCAUGAGCCAACAGGGAACAUCAUGGCAGUCAAGGUAAUGUCGGACAGUGGUCAAUUAUUAUAGGCCACAGUCUAGAUAUUUAAAAUCUAAGGCUUCUUGGAGCACUAGCAUUGGCCUUGUCCAGAAGCAUAAUGUUACAGGUCAAAUCAAUCAAAUGUGAUCUUUAACAUUUAACCCUGAAGCAUCUAACUCAGGGUGCAAGGAAAGUUAGCAGUGAUGAUUAAGCCAUUCUGGCAAUAAUUGUGCUGACGUUUCAAAGGAUGCAAAGUCAUUGUUGUGAUAUCUUAAACUCGCUUGUCUUUGAAAGGAUCGGUUUUAAUAAUUGGACUUUUUCUUUUUCGGGUAGCAGUAAACUUUAUCAGCAUUUUGUUCACUCAUUCCAAAACAGCUAGGCUGCUGAGGUUGCGAUUGUAAAUUGGUUGCAGUAUACCACAGGGUUGUCAGAAAGGUUUGAAGUAGACGGCUGAGUUGUCAAAGUAAGCGGCCAGUCCAGGGAUAUUUUAUUUAAAGAACGCCAUCGGUAACGAAAUGCUAAGCAGAGUAGUGGGCCUAUACUAACCAAGUAGGCAGCGAUUUUUGCUGGUAGCCGGCCACUUUGACAACCAUGAUACCUUCUUGUUGAUUGUGUACUGCUCUCAUCUUUUAAAUUUGGUCAGCAACAGUUGAUUCUGAAGAAUUGGCCAAGGGAUUAAAACUAAGCAGGAACAGCAGCUGUGUUUUGAUUGGAUAAUGAUGAUCAAAUGAUAACAAAUUGCUAAAUAUCCUCAUUAGCCAAUCUGCUUUAAGCCUCUGGAAUCUUUUAAUUUUAAGGAGGGGUCAUGUUCUCAUCAUGAACGUUGAUAUUAUCUCUCGUUUACAGAGGAUACGAGCUAAUGUAAACUCUACAGAACAGAAAAGGCUUCUCAUGGAUCUGGAUGUAUCUAUGCGAGUAUCUGACUGUCCAUACACUGUUCACUUUUAUGGUGCACUGUUUAGAGAGGUUUGUUGUUUUUGUUUUUGUCUUACAAAUGGUUGCAUAAUAAAUUAAUACUUUUAAAAGGUGCAUCCAGCUUUCAAUAUUAUUGAAUAACCUAGUAGAAAGAUGUCCAAAAUGAUUGUUUAUACCAAACCAAAAUUGUCCAGAGGAAAUCUAUACAUAUCAUUCAACCAGAUUUUGUAGUCACACUCCAGUUAAUUCUGUUUGAUAAUUUCAAGUUGUAGUUGUGUGGAAUUUUUUUCAUACCGUAUUUUGUAUUGAGGCCUUUUAAAUCACCUGUUCCUCAUAAUGUUAACAUUUGUUACUUUAGCAGAGCUUCAUGUGCGCGCUUUGCGAGGGGAUCCCCAUAGCUAAGAAAAUUUGGUUAUCUAUCCAUCCGAGAAGUUUUGGUAGUCACAUAACCUUAUAUAUCUGUUCGUCCGUCCACCCAUCUGUCUGCACCACAGGGCAACCAAUGAGAAAAUCUCACACUUUCCAGCUAGUGUGGGAACCUGCAACCUGAUAUUGCACAUCCAUGUUGUGGUCAGUUGACAGUUGUCAAAACAGGGUAUCUGCUGACCAGUAUCACAUAACCGUAUUGCAGGCUCAGGUGUUGUCACAUAGAGGUUUUGUUUUUUUGUUAUCUGCUGACAAGUUACUAGUUUUCAACUUAUCGCAGGCUCAACUCCAAGUGGUUUUCUUUACAGUUAUGGUUACAAAAUUUAUUGUGUGAGGUAAAUUAUAAAUUUAUGUACUGGAGCUUAGCUAAAUCUAUAUAUUAUUGUUUUGUCUUUUCCAGGGAGAUGUUUGGAUUUGUAUGGAGUUAAUGAAAGUAUCACUGGAUAAACUUUACAGAAAAGUGUAUGCUACUCCUGAUGGAAGAGUUCCAGAGGAGGUCUUACGACAAAUAGCCUUUGCUGUAAGUAAUGGGCCUCAACACUGUUCAAAAAAUGAUAUUGACAAGUUGUCACAUUCACACAUUCAAUGAAUAAUUCUGUCAUCAUGUUUUUAACUGAAUUUUAUUUUACUCCACUUACAGAUGGUGAAUGCAUUAAAUUACCUCCAUGAUAAACUGAAAGUAAUUCACAGAGGUGAGAAACAAACCUACUUGUUCUCAUGGACGAGUUUGGCAAUUUUCAUCAUCAUUCUUGUUCAUUUUUCUUUUUUCACCUCUUUUGUUUUCUUUCUAUUUUUUUGCUUUAUUUUGAACAAACUUAGGUGGUAUCUGAUCCAGCCUGUAUUGUUUUCUGUCUGACUAUCAAGUGCUCUUGAUAGCAAUAGUUUCAAAAGCACAUUUAUUUCAUUUCUUGUUUUGAUAAUUUAUGCAAUGGUCUAAAGGAGAAAGUUUUUUGAAGUUAAUUAAUUAUUAGUGUUUACAUUUCUCUUUUUUUAUUAGUUUAAUAUUAUUAGAAAAAUGUUACAAAGUAUUUGUAAGUAUGAUGAGCAAACUCAAGGUAUAAUAAUAAAAUUACUAGUCCGAAAUUAAGGUGAAAAAAUGAUUAUAAAUUGAGAAGUUAUAUUUAUUAAUUUAAAUGCAUUUUCUGAUCCUUGCAUUCACCUUUAUUACCUGAUACUCCACAAGCAAGUCUUAAGAUAUUAUUACUUCAGAAUUUGGAAAAAGCUGUUACAUUGUUGUGCUUGUUAUCAAUUGUAACAGAUGUCAAGCCAUCCAAUAUUUUAGUAGAUGAAAAUGGCAAUUUUAAGCUCUGUGAUUUUGGAAUCAGUGGACAACUGGUAGAUUCAUUAGCAAAAACAGUAGAUGCAGGUUGCAAACCCUACAUGGCUGUAAGUACUUUAUAAGGCUGUUUGAUUUUAGACCAGUCUGAAUGUUUUGCAUUCUGCCCAUAGCCAGAGCGGUACUGCAUGGAGAUAUUAAAAUAGCGGUUAUCAUAGCUAGAGUUAAUUAACUCCCACAAGGACGUUUUUGGGUAUAUAAGCGGCCACGUGCUAUUAGACACUAUCAAAAAUGUAGCAGGUUUUUUUUAUUCUCUCCCUCGGAGUCUUCAGCAUUUCAAGUGUGUAAUCAGAAAAUUACAGAAUACCAAAUAAACCUGUUGUGAGUGCAAAAAACUGGCACGUGGUUCUCUUCCAAGUGGAUAUGACAUAUAUCCAAAUCACUGAAAAAUUUACUUAUCGCUUUAAAAUCAGUCAGUCAUGUGGUAGUGAGAAUUUUGGGUCUGUAAAACUUUUCUUCUAAUCUCAAAGUAUGGAACUGUUUUUGAUCAGACUUGAAAUCUCAUUCUUAGUAAGUUUCUUUGCAUCUUUAAUUUUUGACCUUUUUGUCACAUUUAAUGACUCAAAAGAGUUUUUAAUAAGUCUUGGAUUUUAUUUACCACUCAUCAUCCUGAGCUGCAUAUAACAGUCUGUCAUCAGACAAUGUCUGACUAUAAUAUUAUUUGACCAGUGAAAUCACACCUGCGGUCACACAAUUAAGAUGACCAGAUAGAUAAAAUACGAAAGGCUAUCACUUUGUAGCUCACAAGAUUUGCAGAGAAAUGAUGGAAUUUUUUUUUUUGAAAAAGGUUAACUAAAUUAAUAUUCUAUGUCUGACAACUUUUCUGGUCUGUCCCACUUAAACGGCGACCUAUUCACUCAUAUGUCCUUUAAUCAAAAAAGAAAAAUGAUGUAUAACUGACAUGUUAUUCCUUGUGAUGUCAUUGUAAAGGAGAGUGGAGAUUAGUCUAAUUCUGGUGUUGAUGAUCAUGAUAUGAAAAGGGUACCAAAAAUAAACAGAAACAGUGAGUUCCAAAACAACUGUGCCAAAUAGCAUGCUUUGUAUCAGUUACAAAAUAUUUCAAAUUAUCACUUUUCAAGUUGUUGAUGCAUCAUAGUCAUUUUAUAUUAUAAUUUAUGAUUUUAGCCUGAGAGAAUUAACCCAGCCAGGGACAUGAAAGGUUACGACAUUCGCUCAGAUAUUUGGAGCCUUGGAAUAACUAUGGUAGGACUUGUGUAAAACUAAUUUUCCCCUUAUUUUCUGCCCUCUGUCUUAGUUUUGAAUUUCCUUUUGCAUGAAAUCAGGGGAGCUAGUUCACCUGUCUUAUGCAAAGUAAUCAGGGGUGUGUUUUCAAAGCCAAUUAACAGCCUUGAAUAAGCACUAUUAUAGGUAACUUUGUCCAGUAUGUAAAUUUUCUAGAACUGAUUUACGGGUCAGACAUUUCAAAUUACAUAACAUCAGAAGAGCAAUGUUGUGGUGGACAAAACACUGACCCCCAUGAGUCAAUGGACUACACCAGUGGGCUACCUUUUGAAUAGUUUUACUGAUAGUUGCUUGAUAUAUACGUACGUGUACCAUUGUCGUCUAUUCAGAGUCCAAAGACUGCAGGGGGUCAUUAUUUUGUCCACCACCGCAUAUGUUAUUACGUUACGUUAUUACACCACCACAUAUGUUAUGAAUCUAAUGACGGCAAGUAUUCUAUGCCAACUCUAUUCUAGAGAAGUAGUUAUUACAAUUUUUCAAAUUAUGUGACCUUCUGGAAAUCCCACAUAAUGUCUUAAUAAUUUUCACACACCAGCACAAGGCUUUAGAAAUGUUUCAUAGCCAUAUGAAUUAUAUAUUUUCUUUUUUAUUACAGAUUGAACUAGCAACAGGGAAGUUUCCUUACACACAGUGGAAAACCCCAUUUGAACAACUCAAGCAAGUUGUACAUGAACCUUCACCAACCCUUCCAGAUGAUGGGCCAUACUCAGAUGAAUUCAGAGAUUUUGUGGUUCAAUGGUAUAGUUGAUUUUUUUUCUAAACUUCAUGCCAGUGACUUGCCUAGCCGAACCUAACCCAGGAAGGUUCAUUCUAACCUAGCCAUUAAUCCACAGAAUUUUUAAAGAUGCAAUUGCCUUUUAUUUUUAAAUAACAGGUAAUUAUUAGGCAAGUCCUUAAUCACUCUCCCUAUGGUCUGGUAACAAAAGAAUUAAAUACCUUUUACUUUCACAUGCUUGUUUGACCUAAGAAAGAUUUUUUUCUUUUUCUUCUUUUUUCAUAUAGCUUAAAGAAAGACUACAAAGAAAGACCAAACUAUGUAUCACUUUUGGUAAGUUACAGCAUCAAAAUUAAU
Messenger RNA from Porites evermanni, 11987 nucleotides. Lineage: Eukaryota; Metazoa; Cnidaria; Anthozoa; Scleractinia; Poritidae. The record is from the annotation of a GenBank genome assembly.